AGCACCUUUGAAGAGAAAGAAACAUUGACUGAGGGGGCGACCUCCUCAAGACCGAUCAGUCAUAAUGGCUGGCCGUCAAAGCUCGGUUGUGAUAUUGAUGUUUACAGUGGCAAAAUUAUUAUUUCAGGGCGCAAAUGCAGCUACAAAGUACACAGUUGGAGACAGUUUGGGAUGGACACUCCCUCCCAACAAUUCACUUGGGUACUAUGGCGACUGGGCUAACAACAAGACAUUUCUGUUAGGAGACUACCUCGUGUUCAACUGGACUGGGACACAUACUGUAACUGAAGUAGACAAUGAAGAUGAAUAUAAUAACUGCACAAAGACAGGAAUAGUGAUCGUAACAAGAGGAGGAGUCAUUGUCCCUCUUAGUGCAAAUGGGACUCGCUAUUUCGUGUGCUCUGUUGGAAACCACUGCGAACAAGGUAUGAAGGUGGCAAUCAAAGUUGGAAAUGGAAUAUCACCGCCGCCACUGCUUCCCUCUGCAGCUCCAUCCCUCACCGUUGGUUCCUUGUUGGCUGUUGUUCCCUACUUCUUUCUCAUCUUCUUAUUUAGUUACAUGUAAAGCCUUCUUGGUGUACUAGAUAAUUUAACAUUCAUUACAGGGAUUGGAUUAAUUCGUUUCUUGUAAUUGAAAAAUCUGUAACUUUUCUUGUAAUUGAAAAAUCUGUAACUAUGUGAUUGG
Hevea brasiliensis (rubber tree) is the source of this 685-nucleotide messenger RNA. Its product is annotated as mavicyanin. NCBI's taxonomy places the organism in Eukaryota, Viridiplantae, Streptophyta, Magnoliopsida, Malpighiales, Euphorbiaceae. Gene Ontology annotation, cellular component: plasma membrane. The transcript has 2 exons. Gene Ontology annotation, molecular function: electron transfer activity. The record is from RefSeq and is a predicted model, not a curated record. The coding region runs from base 65 to 565 and encodes 166 amino acids.